GAGCUACUGACGAUCUUUAUGGAGCAACUACUGAAGGAAAACAAUAUCACAAACAAUUAAUAACCCUACAAAGCUUUGAUAUUGAAUUGCAUUUUAUAGCUGUAAAAGUUCAAAAAUACAUAUUUGUUUUUUAAUGUCCUGUAAAUUUUACAAUGAGUGAAGAAAAAUUUUUUGCAACUAAAGGUAUACAAACCUGAUAAUUAUAUUUUAGUAAGAGGUAAUUUUGGUUGAGGUAUCAUCUCUACUUGCAAUGAUAUUAGGGUUGAAAGAUUGCUAUAACCAAAUUCAGCAAUUUAUUAACUAUAACCUAAUAUCACACUUAUUUAUUUUUAACAAAAGGACUCCUUGAAAUACGGUUGCAAAACCAUAUUUGAUCCUCUUUAUAUAAAACAUGAAAAUGGUAAAUAUAAAAUAAAUUGCACAAUGUUGAAUCUCUGGAGAGUACUUUACAAAAGUUUGGAAACUGACCUAAAUAAAGAUCUACAGGCUGGGUUGGAAACAAGGAGAAAAUGUAUUCCAGGAUUGUGAACCCUGGAUAUCUAUCCUCAGCCAAGACCAGAGAAGUCUAAGAUGUGAGGGUUGUUAUAUGACUGGUCAUCUCCCUGAUCCUGAUAUCCAGUGUGGUGGAUGUGGUGUCCAGGUAUACUGUAGUUGGGCCUGCAGAGCUAAUGACCGCCAGCAUGACCUGGAAUGCCCGUUCAUUGCAAACAAAGGAGUUCUUCCACUCAGAGACGAGGUGCGUGUCAUGAUCAGAGCAAUACUAAAGCUUCAGAAAGAACAGUGCUCGAACGUAUCCCUGCUAAAAGGAGGACCUGGAGAUGAGGUGCCGACCCAACCUAACAGGAGAAAAUUCAGUGACCUACUUAGCCACAAGGAGAACUUCCUGGAAAAUGAGGAGAGGAGGCAGGACAUCAUCCUGGUCUACAACGAGGUUGAAGACUUCCUUGGAUCCCUUGUUCCUAGCUUCGACGAGUUCGUUGAGAUUCUCGGCAGGCUUUAUAUUAACGGUUUCGAGAUUUGUACAGACAAGAUGGAAACCUAUGGUUGGGGGGUGUAUCUAGGUCCUAGUAUAAUGGAUCACUCAUGUCAGCCCUCUGCCUGCGUCAGUUUCUCUGGCUAUAGAUUGACCGUAACCUGCCUACGUCAUGUGACCAGCCUGACCGACCUAUUCAUCAGCUACUGUGAUACCAGCCUACCAACAAAACUACGCAGAGAAAAAUUAAAAAGAAACUACUUUUUCAGUUGUAUUUGCUGUAAGUGUUCGCAUACGUCUAGAGGGGUUUCUAUUCAGUACAAAAACAGAAGCAGAGGCAAAAAAUGAUUUUUAGAAAAUUUAUUGAAAUAAAUACAAAUAUUUUUAA
Eurytemora carolleeae is the source of this 1361-nucleotide messenger RNA. Its product is annotated as histone-lysine N-methyltransferase SMYD3. The transcript has 7 exons. Gene Ontology annotation, cellular component: nucleus. NCBI's taxonomy places the organism in Eukaryota, Metazoa, Arthropoda, Copepoda, Calanoida, Temoridae. The coding region runs from base 587 to 1321 and encodes 244 amino acids. The record is from RefSeq and is a predicted model, not a curated record.